This is a messenger RNA of Rosa rugosa (rugosa rose), 5901 nucleotides long. RefSeq lists its product as uncharacterized. Gene Ontology annotation, biological process: regulation of transcription by RNA polymerase II. The transcript has 3 exons. Gene Ontology annotation, cellular component: histone deacetylase complex; chromatin. Bases 93 to 4685 code for a protein of 1530 amino acids. The record is from RefSeq and is a predicted model, not a curated record. Lineage: Eukaryota; Viridiplantae; Streptophyta; Magnoliopsida; Rosales; Rosaceae. Gene Ontology annotation, molecular function: histone H3K9 demethylase activity; chromatin DNA binding; transcription coregulator activity.
UAAAAUUAGUCGAAAGACAAUAAUGUUAAAGAGAGAGAAAGAAGUAGAUUGCCAAUUCGAGUGUUGCUUCCGGCAGCAGUGAAUCAGAUUGAAUGGAAUUCCAGGCCACGGCGGCGAGAUUGAGGCCCCGAGGCACAAAGCGGCCGAACGGCGGUGGUGUGGUGGAGAAGCAGGCCGAGGGUAUUUUGGGAAUUCAGAACGACGACGGAACAAUUGGGGAAGACGUGGAGCCAGCAGCGCCAAAGCUUGUUCCCUGGGGGAGGAAGCGGCGGAGGACAGGAUGCGAGGGUAUUUUGGGAAAUCAAAAUGAAGGAGAGGCAAGGGCGGCAAAUUGGUGCACAAGGGCUCCCUUGGACGUGGGGAAAUGUUGCCAUCAAUGUAAGCGAAAUUGUAAGCGAAGAGCGGUGCGGUGCACAAGGUGUCCCGAAAGAGGUAAGCGAAAUAGGUAUUGUCUCCCUUGCAUACGGAGAUGGUAUCCCAACACCUCACAGGAAGCCAUAGCUGAGGCAUGUCCUGUGUGCCGCGGCAACUGCAACUGCACAGCCUGCCUUCGAUUGGAUGUGCGUUUCGAGAAUCGAGACCCGAAAAUCGAUGAGGAGACCAAGCUGGAGCACUCUAAGUAUUUGGUUCAUCAGCUGCUUCCGUAUUUGAAGAUGAUUAGGGAUGAGCAGGUGAGUGAGAUGGUGGUGGAAGCCAAGAGGCAGGGGUUACGUGACCUUUCGGAGCUCAAGGUGGACAAGGCUAAUUGCGGUGACGGAGUGCGUAUGUACUGCAACAGCUGCAGCACUUCGAUUUUUGAUUUUCAUAGGACUUGUCCCGGAUGUGAGUAUGAUCUGUGCCUCGGUUGCUGCCGGGAGAUUCGAGAUGGCAAGUGGAACAAGAGAGCUCAAGCGUCCACAUUUGAGUGGAAAUGGAGAGCAAGUGAAGAUGGAAGCAUUCUCUGCCCCCCAACACACAUGAAAGGUUGUGGUAAGCAUAAUUUAGAAUUGAGAUGCAUUUUUUCUCAGAAUCAUGUUAUGGAAUUGGUAGAGAAAGCAGGAGAAAUAGAUGCAAGUUACAAUUUUUUACCUGAUCGUAGUGAAACAUGUGCAUAUAAGUGUUCAUGUGUUAAACCUGUGGAUGAUGCCGUUAGCUCAAGUAGCAGCAGCUGUAAGUUAAGGAAAGCAGCUUCUAGAGUUGCUUCUGAUAGUGACUACUUGUUCUGUCCAAGGGUUGGACAAAUCCAAGAUAAGGAUUUUGGGCAUUUUCAGUGGCAUUGGAAGAGGGGCGAGCCUGUGAUCGUUAGCAAUGCACUUGAAAAUGGAUCAGGUUUAAGCUGGGAACCAUCUGUCAUGUGGCGGGCAUUUAGACAGAUAGAGAAAGUCAAGAAUGAUAGUGAAUUGACAUUCCACGCCAUUGAUUGCUGGGAUUGGUGUUUUAUAGAAAUCAACAUCCUCCAUUUCUUUAGUGGAUAUUCCAACGGACGGUCUUAUAAGACAGGAUGGCCUCAGAAUCUCAAGCUCAUUGACUUCCCAUCAUCUGCUGAGUUUUACAAACGUCUUCCCCGGCAUUGUAAGGAAUUUUUAUGUUGUCUGCCUCUCAAGGAGUAUACUCACCCCAACAAGGGAACUUUGAACCUUGCUACCUACUUGCCACCUACCUCAGUAAAGCCGGACAUGGGUCCAAAAACAUAUAUUGCCUAUGGUUUUGCACAGGAGCUUGGACAGGGAGAUUCCGUAACCAAGCUUCACUGCAAUAUGUCUGAUGCGGUUAAUAUUCUGACACAUACAGCUGAAGUGGCCCUUACAACUGAACAACUUGCAACUAUAGAGAAGUUGAAGAAAAAGCACAGGGAGCAAAACGAAAGAGAGAUAUUUGGGGAUUGUCACACAAGUGCUGGAAAUGGAAGUGGGCCUCAGCAAGAGUCAGCUAUAGAGAAGUUGAAGAGAAAGUAUAGGGAGCAAAACGAAAGAGAGAUAUUUGGGAAUUGUCACACAAGUGCUGGAAAUGGAAGUGGGCCUCAGGAAGAGUCAGCUGAAGUAUGUGAGGAUGGAGGUGCCUUAUGGGACAUUUUCCGGAUCCAGGAUGUUCCGCAGCUGGAGAAAUACAUCCACAACCACGUCAAUGAAUUUAUGCAUGUACUUGGUAAUCCUUUGCAGCAUGUUACUCAUGCUAUACAUGAUCAGACUGUCUAUCUCACUGUGGAACACAAGAGGAAGCUCAAGGAGGAAUUCGGUAUCGAGCCGUGGACAUUUGUCCAAAAACUUGGAGAUGCUGUUUUCAUUCCUGCAGGUUGUCCUCAUCAGGUGAGGAACUUGAAGUCUUGUAUCAAAGUUGCACUGGACUUUGUUUCCCCUGAGAAUGUGGGUGAGUGCUUUCAUUUGACGGAAGAGUUUCGCACACUUCCGACAAACCACAGCGCCAGUGAGGACAAGCUGGAGGUGAAGAAAAUGAUUGUGCAUGCUGUUUGUGAAGCUAUUAAGGAGAUUUCUGGUGAGAAUGUGAAGGUAAAGAGGGCAAGGGAUGUGAAGGCAAAGAGGGCAAGGGAUGUGAAGGCCAAGAGGGCAAGGGCUCUGAAGGCAAAGAGGGCAGGGGCUCCCUUGGACGUGUCGACAAUUUGCCAUCAGUGUCAGAGAAAUGUUAAGGGAAGAGUGGUGUGGUGCACAAGGUGUGCGAGGAAGAGGUAUUGUAUUCCUUGCAUACAGAGAUGGUAUCCCAACACAUCAGAGGAAGCCAUUGCUAAGGCUUGUCCUGUGUGCCGCGGCAACUGCAACUGCACAGCCUGCCUUCGAUUGGAUGUGCCUGUCAGGCGUUUGCAGAAUCUAGACCUGAAAAUCGACAAGGGUACCAAGCUGGAGCACUGUAAGUACUUGGUUCAUCAGCUGCUUCCCUAUUUGAAGAGGAUUAGGGAUGAGCAGGUGAUUGAGAUGCUGAUCGAGGCUAAGAGGCAGGGAUUACGUGAUGUUUCGGAGCUCAAGGUGGAGAAGGCUAAUUGCGGUGAAGAUGAGCGUAUGUACUGCAACAACUGCAGCACUUCGAUUUUUGAUUUUCAUAGGAGUUGUCCUGAGUGUGAGUAUGAUCUGUGCCUCAGUUGCUGCCGGGAGAUUCGAGAUGGCAGGUGGAAGAAGAGAGGGAUGGAGGAGAAAGCUCAAGUGUCCACAUUUGAGUGGAGAGCAAGUGAAGAUGGAAGCAUUCUCUGGACACAUAUGAAAUGCUGUGGUAAGCAUAAAUUAGAAUUGAAAUGCAAAUUUUCUCAGAAUCAUGUCAUAGAAUUGGUAGAGAAAGCAGGAAAAAUAGAUGAAAGUUACAGUCAUUUGCGUGCUAGUAGUGAAACACCUGCACACAAGUGUUCAUGUGUUAAACCUGUGGAUGAUGCCGUUAGCUCAAGUAGCAGCUGCUCUAAGUUAAGGAAAGCAGCUUCUAGAGAUGGUUCUGAUGAUAACUACUUGUUCUGUCCAAGGGUUGGACAAAUCCAAGAUAAGGAUUUUGGGCAUUUUCAGUGGCAUUGGAUGAGGGGUGAGCCUGUGAUCGUUAGCAAUGCACUUGAAAAUGGAUCAGGUUUAAGCUGGGAACCAUCUGUCAUGUGGCGGGCAUUUAGAAAGAUAAAGAAGAUCAAGCAUGAUAGUGAAUUGACAGUCCACGCCAUUGAUUGCUGGGAUUGGUGUUUUAUAGAAAUCAACAUCCUCCAUUUCUUUAGUGGAUAUUCCAACGGACGGUAUUAUAAGACAGGAUGGCCUCAGAAUCUCAAGCUCAAUGACUUCCCAUCAUCUACCGAGUUUCACAAUCGGCUUCCCCGGCAUGUUAAGGAAUUUUUAUGUUGUCUGCCUUUCAAGGAGUAUACUCACCCCAACAAGGGAAAUCUGAACCUUGCUAUCUACUUGCCACCUACCUCAGUAAAGCCGGACAUGGGUCCAAAAACAUAUAUUGCCUAUGGUUUUGCACAGGAGCUUGGACGGGGAGAUUCUGUAACCAAGCUUCACUGCAAUAUGUCUGAUGCGGUUAAUAUUCUGACACAUACAGCUGAAGUGGCCCUUACAACUGAACAACUGGCAACUAUAGAGAAGUUGAAGAAAAAGCACAGGGAGCAAGACGAAAGAGAGAUAUUUGGGAAUUGUCACACAAUUGCUGGAAAUGAAAGUGGGCCUCAGCAAGAAUCAGCUGAAGUAUGUGAGGAUGGAGGUGCCUUAUGGGACAUUUUCCGGAUUCAGGAUGUUCCGCUGCUGGAGAAAUACAUCCACAAGCACGUCAAUGAAUUUAUGCAUGUGCUCUGUAAUCCUUUGCAGCGUGUUACUCAUGCUAUACAUGAUCAGACUGUUUAUCUCACUGUGGAGCACAAGAGGAAGCUCAAGGAGGAAUUCGGUAUCGAGCCGUGGACAUUUGUCCAAAAACUUGGAGAUGCUGUUUUCAUUCCUGCAGGUUGUCCUCAUCAGGUGAGGAACUUGAAGUCUUGUAUCAAAGUUGCACUGGACUUUGUUUCCCCUGAGAAUGUGGGUGAGUGCUUUCGUUUGACGGAAGAGUUUCGCACACUUCCGACAAACCACAGAGCCAGUGAGGACAAGCUAGAGGUGAAGAAAAUGAUUGUGCAUGCUGUUUGUGAAGCUGUGAAGGAGAUUUCUGCUGAGAAUGUGAUGACUGAGGUUGUGAAGCCUAGGGGAGGCGCAAGGGAAUUAAGGCAAGGUGUAAGGCUCAAGUCUUACAAAAUGUAAUGGUAUGCAGCAUGGGAAUUAUUAGGGAUGUGAUCGUUGGAUCGUCUAAUCGUUCUUAUGUUGGAUCAUGAGCUGCAAAAGCAGGGCCUUAAGAUCAUGAAGAAGAUGAAGAAGUCAGUUUCAGACUUUGCUGGUAUCAUGGGGAUUGUUGAUAUUUAUAGGCUAGCAGUCAUGACUCAUGAGGUUUAAGGGAGAUAUUGAGCUCUGGUUUCGGUACCUUGAGUUCUGUCGACAGCGAAGGAAUGGUAGAAUGAAGAAGGUCCUGGCUGAUGCAAUCAAAUUUCACCCAAAGGUCCCUGGUAUCUGGAUCUAUGCUGCAGCUUGGGAAUUUGACCAUAAUUUGAACGUUGAAGCUGCCCGUGCUAUCAUGCAAAAUGGGUUAAGAGUUUGCGCAACUUCAGAAGACCUCUGGAUAGAGUAUAUUUUCUGGAUAGAGUAUCUUCGCAUGGAACUCACAUUCCUCAAUAAAUUAAAGGCUCGGAAGGUUGCUCUUGGAGAGGAUGAGGGCACUUUUGCCCGUGAUCAGAAAAGUUUGGAUAAGAAACAGUGGAGAGAUGAGAACAAAGACUUACUCAUGUCCCUUAAUGACGAAGGAGAAAAUAAUGAAAGGUCAGAUGAUGAAAAUGAAAAGUCAAUAAAGAAAAUUAGUAAGUUUCAAGAGCAAGGUUUUAGCAUAUAUGGCUCUUAAUAUGCUGGAGCAGUAGAAGCUCUUCCCUCUAGUUUUAGUCUGAGAAAACGUUUUUUGGAGAUCCUGGAAGCAACUGACUUGGUUAAUUCGGAAGCAAUAUGUAAGGAAAUACUGAGUGAUAUGAAGAGAGCCUUCUCAACAGAAACCAGAGUAUUGGGAUUGGCUUGCAAGACUUGAAUAUAUCCUGCAAGUAGGGAAGAUAUUGGUGAAGAUGUCACACUUUCUCAGAUAGAAAAUGCAGUUCAGGUUUACGAGGAGGCUAUAGAAAUUUUACCUACGGCCAUAAUGCUCCACCAGUAUGGGAAAUUUUUGAAUGGUGUUGUCAAUCUUCUAAAACUAGAAAACAAGCCUUCUGGGUUAGCUAGUCCAUCUGCUGGUUAUAUUCCUCUUCUUUUGAGGGCUUACGAAAAGGUUAAAACAAUGGGGUAUAUUGAUGAGGUUCUUGCUUGUCAGCAUAUUUCAUUUCUUCUGCAACUUUGAAGACUGGAGGAAGCCCAGAAACUGGCAGAAAAUCUUUGUUGUGGAAUA